Messenger RNA from Bufo bufo (common toad), 2469 nucleotides. RefSeq names its product cytochrome P450 2G1-like. The transcript has 9 exons. Bases 49 to 1539 code for a protein of 496 amino acids. Gene Ontology annotation, cellular component: cytoplasm; intracellular membrane-bounded organelle. The record is from RefSeq and is a predicted model, not a curated record. Lineage: Eukaryota; Metazoa; Chordata; Amphibia; Anura; Bufonidae. Gene Ontology annotation, biological process: xenobiotic metabolic process. Gene Ontology annotation, molecular function: heme binding; iron ion binding; oxidoreductase activity, acting on paired donors, with incorporation or reduction of molecular oxygen, reduced flavin or flavoprotein as one donor, and incorporation of one atom of oxygen.
AGGGCAUAGUUCUCCUCAUACCAGUCUCCUUUACUGCAGCUCACUGACAUGGAGCUUUACACCGGACUCCUUACCCCUUUUCUUCUUGCUCUACUCCUUCUUUUCAUGGUUAAAAAGGUGUUUGGGAAGACAGGGAACCUUCCCCCAGGUCCCAGGCCUCUACCUAUCUUAGGAAACCUGCUGCAGCUCAAGAGUCGAGAGAUACACAAACCCAUACUGGAGCUUAGUAAGAAGUAUGGACCCGUCUACACGCUGUAUAUGGGUCCAAAGCCUGCUGUAGUGCUUUGUGGCUUCCAGGCGGUGAAGGAAGCCCUAGUGGACAAUGGCGACAAGUUCAGCGGACGAGCAGAGUUUCCAAUUGUGGAUUUAACCAGCAAGGGAUACGGAAUUGCCUUCAGUAAUGGGAAACGCUGGAAAGAACUGAGAAGGUUCUCGUUGAGCACCCUACGUAAUUUUGGAAUGGGUAAACGAAGCAUUGAGGAACGGAUCCAAGAAGAGAUUCAGUAUCUGCUAGACAUAUUUGCAGAAACAAAAGGUUCCCUCUUCAGCCCAGCGUUCUUCAUUCGCCGCUCCAUCUCAAAUGUCAUCUGUUCCGUCCUCUUUGGGAGGAGAUUUGAGUACACAGAUCCAAAGCUGCAGACACUGCUGGACCUUGUAGCUGAGAAUCUUAGAAGGGUGGACAACAUUUGGGUUCAGUUGUACAAUUUUAUACCAUCAAUUCUACAUUACCUUCCGGGACCUCAUCAUAAGCUGACAGAGAACUACCAAGCACAGCUGGACUACGCAGAAGCUAUAGUGCGGGAGCAUGAGGAUACACUGGACCCUUCUUCCCCCCGAGACUAUAUUGAUGCCUUCCUCAUAAAGAUGCAACAGGAAAGCGAGAACCCGCAUUCAGAAUUCAACUUGCCAAAUUUACUUUCCUCAGCGCUAGAUAUAUUUUUUGCGGGGCAGGAAACCACUAGCAGUACUCUGGGAUAUAGUCUGCUAAUCCUAAUGAAGUAUCCACAUAUCAAAAAAAAGGUCCAAGCUGAGUUAGAGAAUGUGAUUGGCAGAACACGAAGACCUUGUAUGGAGGAUCGAGCCAAAAUGCCUUACACUGAAGCUGUCACCCAUGAAAUUAUGAGAUUCAUUGACUUCUUACCUCUUGGUGCCCCCCAUGCUGUGACAGAGGACACUAUUUUCAGGGGUUACAUGCUACCUAAGGGUACAGUCAUCUUUCCUGUUUUACAUUCCGUAUUAUAUGACCCAACUGUGUUCAAAAGGCCCUAUGUGUUUGAUCCUGAACAUUUUCUCGACCAGAAUGGGUUGUUUAAGAAACAUGAAGGUUUCAUGGCUUUCUCUGCAGGAAAGAGAGCCUGUCCCGGUGAAGGCUUGGCACGUAUGGAGUUAUUCCUAUACCUGACAUCCAUCCUUCAGAAGUUUGACAUACGCUCUGAUAUACCUCCAGAAGACAUAGACCUCUCCCCUGAAUAUAGCGGCUUUGGAAAAAUGGCUCCAACCUUCCAAAUGAGAUUUUCCCCUAUAAUAGAAACCGAGUGAAGUUCCUAAAAUUUUGGCUUUAUUUUUUCACCACAAUGCACAGAAUAUUUUGAUACCUCACUUUUUUAGGAUCAUAAAUGGAUGUUAUUGUCUUUUUAUGUCUAUGUUAUUGUCUUUUUAUGUCCAUGUCUAAUAAUCUAGAGAUUUAUCAUGACAAGAUUUUUAAAGAAUAUUUAAAAUCUGUUUUGCAAGAAUUUGUGGCAGUCUAACACUUCUCUCUUGAGAUGAUACUCCACUUUCUACACCAACCCCUUACUGGAGUAAGAUACCGACAUUAUUUACAUCUUUUUAAAAAGUCACAGUCAAUAAAUGUGGUGUAAAACAUCUCAAAAGUCUAACCAAACUUUCCCACUCAAUUUUUAAAACAGGAAUAAAGUCGAAUUUACACAGCCAGAUGUUCUGGCAAUUGUCUGUAAUGAUUGUUUCUAUGAAUGCUUGUUUCUGAUAAUCUGCCCUUAUAAACGUGCCGCAUAUCACCCGAACAAGCAAAACGCUCAUUCAUCCGGUGAAAAGAUCUGAGGUGCAGACUCCUCAAUCAUCAUUCCUGGGCAGCAGAUUGUGAUGUCUAAACAGAACUUUGCAGCUCAGGAACAAUUAUUUUGUAGCAGUAGCCAUCACUCAUCAUGCUGUGGAGGUGAUCGCUGUACGGAAAUGCCAUGCUUCACCUCCACUUAACGAGCAGCCAAUUGUUGGGAAGGAACGCUUCCUUCCUGAAAUCUGGCUGCUCCUCGCAGCAUCUAAAUGCACUGUAAGGCUUCUGUUUUUACCACGCAAGUGCAAUGCGUUUUGACGCGUUUUUUACACGCGUGAAAAAAAACUUGAAGGUUUACAAACAACAUCUCCUAGCAACCAUCAGUGAAAAAAGCAUUGCCCCCCGACUGCACUCGGAUGCGAUGCAUUUUUCCCUGAAGCCCCCUUCACUUCUAUGGG